GUCAGGUCCCAAUUGGGUCUUUGUCCUGCUCUCUCCUCGUUACAACGCUUCCCAGUGCAUCAACCGCUCCCCGAUCUGUGCUACGUCGAUCCAAUCCCCCACGACAGCGCAAAGUCCCACGGAAUCACGGUACGGUAUAGCGACUCGCAUCCUUUAGAAAGGAGACUGACUAGCUGAACCACCAACUCUGCUCUUCGCUGGCUGUAGCUUAGAUACCUCUGGCUACUAUAAUACCACAACUCUUCAAGAACAAGCCAACCUACACAAUGCACGCACUAUCCAACUCGCCUCCGUCACGGCCGAAGGGCAUCCUCAAAAAGCCGAGCGGCUUAGAUCUUUACACCAGACCUCGGAGUUUAUCAACGGCAUCGAAGAAGAGCGCCGCCUUCGAUGAUGUCGCGCGAGACAUUGUGACGGGCGCAGAGGUACCACAGAGCCCUAUUCACUCCUCCGAGUACCGCGCUUUCCACAAGGAGUACCGUCAAGAAGCCGGAAGAGCGCUCUUGCUGGCCAAGAUCGACGGAAUGUACGACGAUGUCAUCCGACGCCUCGAGGUGAAGGUGGAAUCAUAACACGAACGCGCAGCCUCUUUCUUUUCUUCGGCCAAAACACGAAAAUCGGUCACAAAAUAUCAAACGACAGGUCAUAUCAUAGGCGUUCUGCUGGUUGGUGUAUAACAUUUGUCAAUUUGGCUUAAAUCAUAUCUUCUGGACUGCAGGAGCAUCGACGAGUUGUGUUUUACAUUUCAUCACCUAAUACCGCCCACGCGGUGGUCGCCCCGUAACGUUGGCGGAUGUCACAUGGUCUACGGCGUUACUCAGUCCCAUGAAACAUCACGCCGAAAUGACGCCAACAGGGCCAUCUACGGUGUAAGUUCGGAUCUA
Molecule: messenger RNA, 884 nt
Organism: Xylaria bambusicola
Lineage: Eukaryota; Fungi; Ascomycota; Sordariomycetes; Xylariales; Xylariaceae
Exons: 3
Coding region: 267-572 (101 amino acids)
Source: RefSeq, a predicted model, not a curated record